CCCCCUUCUGAAAUUCAUCAGUACACACAGUUCCUUUUCUUUCUUAUGUAAAAAGAACAGAACGUUGGCUCAUGAAACGAGGCUGAUGUCCUUCCCUUUUCUUCUUUGGAUUAUUGCUUGUACUACCUUCAUAUUCACAUAUAUAUAAAAAAGUUAAAAAUGAUGGGUCAAUUUGAAUUAUAGAGUGGGCACUCACUCAAUCUCUGAUACUCUUUUUCUUUCAUUUUACCCCUUUUCUUUUCUUUUUUGGUUCUGUCAUCAAAAUUCUUCAUCUCGUUUCUUAUUUAAACACUUCUUCGUCUUUCCAUUCCCUUUAACCUUUAAAACCCAUAUCCACUUUUUAACUGAAAAAAGAUGGGCAGCUUUCAAAUUUGGCACAGAAACAGAAACAAACAUGUUUCAAUUCUCUUGCUGUUCCUCUCUGUUUUCAUUCUCAUUCUUGUCACAUCCAUUGAAGGUAGGGGAAUUCAAGCAAUGGAGGGAGAAAGGAAGUCAGCAGAGACGGUGGCGGUAGCGACGGAGGAGGAGGAGGAGAAGAUGGGGAUGAUGAUGAGGAAUCAAAUAGGGUCAAGGCCACCAAGCUGUAGAAGGAAGUGUAUGGAAUGUGGAGGACAUUGCGAAGCAGUACAAGUACCAGUGGCAUUACAUGAUUCAAAUCAGAAUCAAAAAAAAGGAAGAAGAAGAAGAAGAAGUAGUAGGAGAUAUUUCUCUGAUCAUUCAAAACAUGAUGUUGCUUUAUCUAGUGAAGAUGAGACCUCUAAUUAUAAGCCUAUAAGCUGGAAAUGCAAAUGUGGAAAUUUCAUCUUCAACCCUUGAAUUUUGAUUUUCUUUCAUUUCUUCUUCUUUUUUUAAUAUAAACGGUAACUUGUAAAGAUCAAAAAGAUGGAAAAUCAUCACUUCUUCUCUUCCCAAGUUUCA
Cucumis melo (muskmelon) is the source of this 918-nucleotide messenger RNA. RefSeq names its product EPIDERMAL PATTERNING FACTOR-like protein 2. Gene Ontology annotation, biological process: stomatal complex development; guard cell differentiation. NCBI's taxonomy places the organism in Eukaryota, Viridiplantae, Streptophyta, Magnoliopsida, Cucurbitales, Cucurbitaceae. The record is from RefSeq and is a predicted model, not a curated record. Bases 355 to 816 code for a protein of 153 amino acids. The transcript has 2 exons.